Molecule: messenger RNA, 3136 nt
Organism: Neopsephotus bourkii (Bourke's parrot)
Lineage: Eukaryota; Metazoa; Chordata; Aves; Psittaciformes; Psittacidae
Gene: CWF19L2
Product: CWF19 like cell cycle control factor 2
Exons: 17
Coding region: 88-2673 (861 amino acids)
Biological process (GO): mRNA splicing, via spliceosome
Cellular component (GO): post-mRNA release spliceosomal complex
Source: RefSeq, a predicted model, not a curated record
UGUCCGGGACGCCGUUUACGACAGUUUUGCGGCUUCGCUGUACGGCGGGGUUGCUGCACGACGGUUGGCUUCCGGUGUGGGGCAGCGAUGGCGUCCGGGUGUGAGAGCGAGCAGAGCCCGGCGGCGCACAGGGAGCAGCGGGCAAAGGAACAUUCUGUGCAGAAAAAGAAGAAAAAGGAUAAGCAUUCAAAAAAAACUAAGAAAGAAAAGAAAAAAAAUAAGAAACAAAAAUCUGAAAAGAAGGAUGACGUACUCGAUAGUUCUUCGGAUUCUUCAGUUGAAUGGGUUGAGUCAAAUGUGUCACAGUCAUGCAACACAGAAAAGGCUUGGAAGGUCAACAAACAAUCAGAUGUUGUGAAUGAGCCCUCCCUGCAGAGAGAAGAAUGGAUGAAUUUAGACUUCAUGUUGUUGAAAACCACUUCAUCAGCAGCUGUCAGAGGGGAACGGCACAAAGAAAAGAUCUUAGAACGGCAGAAAACUCAAGAGCUUGAGCAGGCCAUGCUGUCUGAGAGAGAACUCAAUCCCUAUUGGAAAGAUGGUGGUACAGGUUUGCCACCAGUGAAAGAUGAGGCAACUUCAGUUAAGAAAGUUACUGUGGUAGAAGACGCUGGAUUAAGCUGGUUACGAAAAUCAUACCAAAGGAUGAAGGAGCAGGCUGAGAGAGAGAAACGAAAUGUUGAGGAAAUUGUAGCAGAGAGAUACGGGUCAAUGGAGAUAUUUCAGUCACGAUUAGAUGAAGCUGAAAAAAUUGCAUCAAGAAAGGAAAAUUACUAUGGAAGCGGAAGAUGGAAGAAACCUUACUAUUCAGAAAGUGAGAAAGAGAAGAAAGAACAGUAUAUGAAAAAGGAGACACGAGAUGAAGAUGGUAGGAACAGGAGCACUUUUGGCAGCUAUACUAGGGAGAAGUAUGGCAAGGGAUUGGCGCAAGAAGACAAAGAUCACAAAAGAGACACACCAAGAGAAGACCAAAAACAUGGACACAGUAGCACAGAUUCAGUAUUGAGAGGCUCCAAAGCAGAACAAUAUUCCCAUGAAAGACGAAGUCAAGGAAAGAGUUCAUCUCUAAGCAGCAUGAAACACAGAUUUCUGAAACCCUCUGAAGAUGAUUUAUCAUCUUCACCUAGAGUCCACGAUUCACAGCAGUCCUCUUCCAAACUGACAGUUCAUAGCUCUUUGAGUAGCCGUUUCCAAAAACCUAGUGAGGAUACUGCACUGUGGAAUAAAACACACAGAGAAGAUAACAAUGAGAAAUUAAUGUCUGAUCAAAAAUCAUCAGGUACUAAGGAACAAGUUCAUGACAAUAACAGGGAAAGAACUCCAAGUAACGUAAAAGAGAAGUUGCAUCAGGAGUACCCAAGCGAUAUCUCCGGGAAGAAACAAACAUUAUCUGACAGUAAAGCAUCGGGUUCUAGAAACACGUCAAAUGAUGAGCCACCUCGGAUCCUUACUGAAGAGGAGAUGAACAAACUGGGAGCAAGGAUUGUGAAAGCAGAACUCAUGGGAGACAUGGAGUUAGCUUCAGAACUUCAAGAAGAGCUUCAGAACGCUCGCAAAUUGAGACAAACUCAAGGGCAGAUUCCAGCAAAUUCUGGCAGAGAGCCUUCAAGACAUCAAGAAACAGAACAAGUGGUCCUUGUCAGAACGGAUCAAAGUGGAAGGGCAUGGCCUGUGACCGCACCAGCUGAACCACAGGAGUCCAAAGGAGGAAGGAGAAAGAGACAGAUGAUCCCUACUCAUGUAGAUAAAGAGAGAGUAAGGUAUUUUCAGGAUGAUGAUAGUAUGAACCUGAAGGAUUUGGUCAAAAAAGAGAAGAUGAGGACAGCAGAGGAUCAAAACUCACUGUUCAUGCGUAUGGCAUCAAAGCUCAUGGAUAAAACUGACAGGGAGUACUACACUCUGGAUGACAUGUUUGUUUCCAAAGCAGCCAAAAGAGUGCGCAGUGGGGAAGAGGAAGAAAUACAACGAAGAAAAGCAAUACGUGAGCACCAGCAGCUUGCUGCACGCAUGGAAAAAUGCCCAUACUGCUACGAUAGUAGUGAACUUUCUAAACAUCUUAUUGUUGCAAUUGGCACAAAGGUAUACUUGUCUCUACCAAGCAACCAGUCCCUUACUGAAGGUCACUGCCUGAUAGCCCCUCUACAGCACCAUACUGCAGCCACUCUUUUGGAUGAAGACAUCUGGGAAGAAAUCCAGAUGUUCCGAAAUGCAUUGGUGAAGAUGUUUGAAGCUAAAGACUUGGACUGUGUCUUCCUAGAAACAAACCUGAGUCUGAAGAAACGGUAUCACAUGGUAUAUGAAUGCAUUCCUCUUCCAAAAGAAGUUGGAGAUAUGGCUCCAAUCUACUUCAAGAAAGCUAUAAUGGAAUCUGAUGAAGAGUGGUCCAUGAACAAGAAGUUAAUUGAUCUUUCUUCAAAAGACAUUCGGAAAUCUGUUCCUAAAGGCUUACCAUACUUCUCUGUGGACUUUGGUCUUCAAGGAGGAUUUGCUCAUGUCAUUGAAGAUCAACAUAGUUUCCCUCAUUACUUUGGAAAGGAAAUUAUUGGCGGCAUGUUGGACUUGGAGCCACGGCUCUGGAGAAAAGGAGUCAGACAGAACUUUGAGGAUCAGAGCAAGAAGGUGUUGCAGUUUGCACAGUGGUGGAAACCAUAUGACUUUACCAAGAAGAAAGAAUGAAUGCAUCCCUGCAGUCAAGGACCGUAUAUAAGCCAUAAAUGUUACGAAUUAUAUGUUAAGAAUAACAUAUGUUAACAUAUGUUAAGAAUAACACCAGUGUGUUAUGUAUUGCUAAUAUAUUUUAAAACUCAGGAUAUUUAACUGCUGAUUACCUGUUCCUGGUUUGGACACUGGACACUGUGGGUCUCAUGAACCUGCAAGCCUGACAAACCACAAGUGUACAGUGUUUUUUAGUUUUUCAUUUUGAAACCAAAAGAAUAAAAUCCAUGUGGCCAGAAGGAAGAUUCUGGUUUUGGAGUUUUACAAUCUUUGAGGCAACUGAUUUUUUUUCUAUAUUGUAUUCAGCAUAGAGCCAGUGCUCAAUUAUAGGUGUCCUUUUGUAGAAAAUGGUGUAUAUUUUACAAAUAUUUUGAUGCAUACAAAUACAUUGUUGCAGAAUGAAGCUGAACAGAAACACAUUUUU